Messenger RNA from Pectinophora gossypiella (pink bollworm), 668 nucleotides. RefSeq lists its product as uncharacterized. Bases 1 to 300 code for a protein of 99 amino acids. The transcript has 2 exons. NCBI's taxonomy places the organism in Eukaryota, Metazoa, Arthropoda, Insecta, Lepidoptera, Gelechiidae. The record is from RefSeq and is a predicted model, not a curated record.
AUGCCGAAAUACUAUAGGUUCAGGGCUCUGACGCCGACUCGCAAACCGAAACGGAGCCGAGAUAAAGAUAAGGAGAGGGAAAUGACAAAGUCCGAAGCAGAGAGAAACUGGCUAGACUCCCUGACGCUGGCGUGUUCGCCUGCGCCGUCGUGGUACCUGCGCCGCACCUCAUGGCGCCAGUCGCCGCCGCUGAUGGGCCUCCCGCGACAGCUCUCUGCCACCCUACGAACCUCCUUCCACCUCAGCAACCGGCCCAUCUUUGUCCUCAAAGUGCCAGCCACUGAACUCCUUAAAAUGUGAUAUCGCUGCGCACACGUCAGGCAACUUGCGAAAGUGGACUUGCAGGCGUUGAAUUUACUUGAGCGUAGGUAUUUGGUGUUAGAUUCUUGGUAAAACGUAAUGGGGAAUUGUGAUUGUUUUUAAUGUUUUUGAGAUUCGUAAAUUUUUUUGUUAAUUUCUUACUUAAUGUCAAUAAUACCUACUAAACCACCCAUAUAUGUGUGACGCGAACGCCUGGUUAAGUGAAAAUGAAUUAUCAAAAAUGAAAUAAGUGAAUUUUAGUCAAAUAUUAUUUUUGUUAUGUUUACACACGUACGUACGUACGUAUGUCGUGACAUGUGUCUGUCCGGUCUGCAGUAGGUUGUUUAGCUCUUUCGUAUAUUCGUGUG